Molecule: messenger RNA, 396 nt
Organism: Fulmarus glacialis (Northern fulmar)
Lineage: Eukaryota; Metazoa; Chordata; Aves; Procellariiformes; Procellariidae
Product: trefoil factor 1-like
Exons: 4
Coding region: 1-396 (131 amino acids)
Biological process (GO): maintenance of gastrointestinal epithelium
Source: RefSeq, a predicted model, not a curated record
AUGGAUCUCAAAGUGAUCUGUGUGCUCUCCGUUAUCCUCGUCGUAGCCCUCAGCACCGUGGCAGAGGGAAAGACAUUACCAACAAGAUGCCAGUGUAAAAUGGACCCCAGGGAGCGGAAGAACUGCGGCUACCCAGGAAUCACACCAGUGGAGUGCAGGAAAGCCGGGUGCUGCUUCAGCAGUUCUGUCCCCAACGUUCCCUGGUGCUUUUCUCCUAAAGCAAAGAAAGCCAGGAAAGUAUGUCCCAACGAACCUCACGCCAGGAUAAACUGCGGCUUCCCCGGCAUCACGGCUAAGGAGUGCGAAAGGAAGGGGUGCUGCUUCAGGGCACAUCCCGCUGGUGUCCCCUGGUGCUUCUACCACCGCGUGGUGGAGGAAGGAAAUUCAGCAUCUUAG